UACAUAAACACUGACCGAGGUUGCACAGGAUCUCAGUUUGUGUAUCCCCAGAGUCCUAUUUGGCACUGUGAGGCUGCAAUUACAGACCUCUCUGCGUCCUCCAACAUUUCUCUUUCUCAGAGAGAGAGAGAGAGAGAGAGAGAGAGGAUGGGAAACUGCCAGGCCAUUGAUACAGCAACGCUGGUGAUACAGCACCCUAAUGGCAAAGUGGAGAGGAUGUAUUCUUCUGUGUCUGCUUCUCAGGUGAUGAAGGCUAACCCUGGUCACCACGUCGCCAUCCUCAUCUCCUCCACUUCAUGUGCUUCCCAACACCAUCGUCAUCCUCAUCAUCAUCUUCGCCUCACUCGCAUCAAGCUUCUCAAGCCCUCCGAUUCCCUCCUUCUAGGCCAUGUUUACAGACUCAUCACCUCUCAAGAGGUUAUGAGGGGUUUGUGGGCCAAGAAACAGGCCAAGAUGAAGAAAAUCCUGUCAGAAUCUGAAAGACAAAGCUUUCAGAUCAACACUAUCCCCAGGAUCAAUGCUAUGGAGAACAACCAGGAAAGGACAAGGGAGACAGAAGGAGGAAGGAGAAGAAGAACAAGUAAUGGAGGGAGGGGAAGAACAUGGGAGCCCUCAUUACAGAGCAUCUCAGAGGCAUCAAGCUGAUCUGUGUGUGUCUGCAGUAUAACGCACGUGCAGUUCUCUGCCUUGUCUUCAGGGUCUGACACAUCAGAAUUCCAUGAUUGAUCAUACACUUCUUGAACUUUUUUAAAUCCUAAAUCUUGGGCUAGUAGUUACAAUCUCAAGUGAGAUAUAACAAAGUCCAAUUCAUUUCUACAACAAACUCAGUCCUUCUGCAUAAUUGUGCAUACCAAAGGUUCACAUUUUCAACUUCAGUUGAUGUAAUUAAGCUCUGCUCUUUCAUAUCAAAUCAGGCUUCAACAUCAUCAAAUUCUUCA
Prosopis cineraria is the source of this 938-nucleotide messenger RNA. RefSeq lists its product as uncharacterized. The transcript is spliced from 3 exons. NCBI's taxonomy places the organism in Eukaryota, Viridiplantae, Streptophyta, Magnoliopsida, Fabales, Fabaceae. Bases 148 to 645 code for a protein of 165 amino acids. The record is from RefSeq and is a predicted model, not a curated record.